AUGACAUCACAAGAGGGGGACGCUGCUGGUGCUGCACCUGCGGAGGUUUCUGCUGCUGCCCCAGCAGCAGCAGCGGCGGCAGCAACAGCAACAGCAGCAGCAGAAGCCACAACCGCUGCAGCAGCAGAAGUGUCCAAGCCAGUAAGUAGCCAGCCAGCCGAUGGGAGUGAAGACGUACUCAACGCCAACAGCAGCAGCAAGAGCAGCAACAGCAGCAGCAACAACAACAGCAGCAGCAACAUCAGUAGCGGCAGCAGAAGCAGCAGCAGCGAUGGAAGCAGCUCGAACACGAGCAGUGUGGGCAGCAAUGCAAAGGACAGCCAGAGCGGCCCUAGCAGCAGCAGCAGCACCAAUGGCGCCACCCCUAGCAGCAGCAGCAGCAGCAACAGCAGCAGCAGCAGCAGCAGCAUCGAGAAGACCGGGACCCCUGGCAGCACCGGCGACAGCCACAGCAGCACCGGCACCAGCAGCAGCAGCAGCAAGGGUGCCGUCCGUAGCAGCACCAGCAGCAACGAGCAGACCCCCCCUAGCAACAGCAGCAGCAGCAACAGCAGCAGCAGCAACAGCAACAGCAGCAGGCCGGGCCCCUCUGUUCCUGCUGCUGCUGCCCCCAGCAAACGCGAGCCUCUAAAUGCUCUCGGGGGGCCCCCCAAGCGGCUGCAGUCAGAAAUACGUGCUGCUUCUGUUCGCCCUGACAGCAGCAGCAGCAGCAGCAGCAGCAGCAGCAGCAGCAGAGAUGGGUACAGGGACAGGUAUGGGGACAGCAGCCAGAGGUAUGGGGGCAACAGAGACAGAGGCGGUGCGAGAUAUAGAGACAGCAGCAGCAGCAGCUACAACAGCAGCAGCAGCUACAACAGCAGCAGCGGCAGCAGCUACAGCAGCAGCAGCAGGGAUCACGGGAGCUGGAGCAGCAGGAACCACCCUGAGGGCGCGAGGAGCAGCAGCAGCAACAGCAGCAGCAGCAGUAGCAGCAGCAAUAGCAGCAGCAGUAAAGGAGACAGCGCACCAAGGCCCAGUUCCUCAGCAGGAGGCCCCAGUAGCAGCAGCAGCAGCAACCCCAGCAGCAGCAGCAGCAGCAGCAGCAGCAGCAGCACUCCCGGAGUUAAGGGCAGCGUGACCAACUCGAAGGGGGCCGUGAGCAGCAGCAGAAACAACAGCAACAGCAGCAGCAGUGGCAACAGCAACAGCAGCAGCAUCAGCAAGAGCAGCAACAGCACAGACAGCAGCAGUAGCAGCAGCAAUGCCAACAGGAGUACCAACAGCAGCAGUAGCAACAGCAGCAGCGCCAAUGUCAGCAGCAGCAACAGCAGCAACGCCAGCAGCGGCAGCAGCGGUAGCAGCAGCAGCAGCAGCAAACCCGGGAAGCUGCCUGCCGUUUUGCUGCUCGGGGAGCAGCAGCAGCAGCAAAAAGAAGUUCAAUCUUUAGAAGAAAUAGAAAGAAAAAGAAAAGAGGCGGAGCAGCCAAAAAGGAUUGCUUUUGUGUCUAAGAAGCAAAGGGAAGCGAGGCAGCAGCAGCUGCUGCAGCAGGAAGUGGAGCAAGCGAAAAAAAAAGAAAGAGAAAUGAUCAAUAAGCGGCGGCUCUUUUUGCAGAGAGAGGAGAUAGAGAGGGAACGGGAAAGGAAGGAAAGACAAAAGAGAAGAGAUAUGGAAAGGGUCAAAGAAGAGCAAGAGAGAAAGCUGCGUGAAGAGCAAAUGCGGCAGCAGCGGGAGCAGGAGAAGCAGCAGCAAAAACCCAAAGACGCGAGCGUUUUGGCAAACCUCAAGCUGCUGAAUUUGCCGGAGCAGGAGCUCCGCGCCAAGCAGCAGGAAAAGGAGCUCGAGCAGAUUCGCAUGCAUUAUUUGGGGAUGAAAAAAGAAAAGAAAAAAAUUCAGAAACCCUCUGAAAAAUUCAGAAACAUCUUUAACUUUGAAUGGGACGCCAGCGAAGACACCAUGAGGGGCGACAACAACCCUCUUUACCAAAACCGCCUGGAGCCGCAGCUGCUGUUUGGCAGAGGGUUUAGGGCCGGUAUGGACAUUCGUGAACAGCGCAAAGCGAAUAACUUCUACGACGAACUCGUCAAACGGCGCCAAGAAUACGAACAGAAGCAGCGACAACGUGGGGCAGAAGAAGCAGCAGCAGCAGCAGCAACAGCAGCAGCAGAGGCAGCUCGAGCCAGUGACAAGAAGAAGACUAAAGACCUCGAGGACGAGCCGGAGUUGGAGGGCCACUGGUCAACAAAGAAGAGAGAAGAAAUGACCGACAGGGACUGGAGGAUCUUCAGAGAGGACUUUGAAAUUUAUCUCAAAGGCGGUCGAGUUCCGCCGCCCAUUCGGACUUGGGCGGAGGCGGAGUUGCCGUGGGAGUUGAUAGAGGCGGUGAAGCAGGCCAACUACGACAGACCCACGCCCAUUCAAAUGCAGGCCAUUCCCAUCGCCCUCGAAAUGCGGGACCUCAUCGGCAUUGCGGAAACUGGAUCUGGCAAAACAGCAGCAUUUGUCCUGCCGCUGCUGACAUAUGUGAAGCAGCUGCCGCCUCUCACCGAAGAGACUUCGCAGGAUGGGCCCUACGCCCUCAUAUUGGCUCCGUCCAGGGAGUUGGCUCUUCAAAUCGAAGAAGAGACCCAAAAGUUUGCUUCCUUCUGCAGCUGCCGCUCUGUUGCUGUUGUGGGCGGCCGCAGCGCGGAGAACCAGGCCUUUUUGCUGCGGCAGGGAGUCGAAAUUGUGAUCGGCACUCCGGGGCGGAUCCGCGACUGUCUAGACAGAGCCUUUACGGUUUUGAACCAGUGCAACUACGUCGUCCUCGACGAGGCUGAUCGAAUGAUUGACUUGGGAUUUGAAGAAGUUGUAAAUGCCAUUCUCGAUGCAAUUCCAACUUCAAAUUUAAAAAGCGAAGACGAAGCCCUCGCGCUGCAGCAGGAGUUGCAGGCCAAGGCGGGCCACCGGCUGUAUCGGCUGACGCAAAUGUUCAGCGCCACAAUGCCCCCUGCACUGGAGCGUUUGGCUCGCAAGUACCUGCGGGCUCCUUCUUACAUUUCCAUUGGAGACCCAGGGGCUGGCAAACGGGCCAUUGAGCAAAGAGUUGAGUUUGUGUCCGAGGCCAGAAAGAAACAAAGACUCCAGGAAAUAUUAGAAGAAAGCGAGCCCCCAGUAAUGGUUUUCGUAAACCAAAAGAAAUCUGCUGACGCUCUCGCCAAAGCCCUUUCGAAGUUGGGCUUCAGUACAAUUGCUCUUCACGGAGGAAAGGCCCAGGAAAAUCGCGAGGCGGCGCUGACGCAAUUUAAGGAAGGUUCUUUCGACGUGUUGGUGGCGACGGACGUGGCGGGCCGCGGCAUAGACGUGCAGGGUGUAACUCUGGUGGUGAAUUUCGACAUGCCGAAGGAAAUUGAGCAGUACUUACACCGCAUUGGGCGGACGGGGCGGGCGGGGAAAAAGGGAGUUUCGAUCUCUUUUUUGACGGAAGAAGACUCGGGACUUUUUUUCGAUUUGGUCAAAACCAUGAAAAGCGCCAACUGCCAAGUGCCCCUCGAGCUGCUGAGCCAUCCGGCCAGCAAAGUGAAGGGCGGCAACAAAGACUCAGUACCCCAGAAGCCCAUGCACUUCUACUAA
Messenger RNA from Eimeria tenella, 3588 nucleotides. Its product is annotated as DEAD-box ATP-dependent RNA helicase, putative. Gene Ontology annotation, cellular component: catalytic step 2 spliceosome. The coding region runs from base 1 to 3588 and encodes 1195 amino acids. Lineage: Eukaryota; Apicomplexa; Conoidasida; Eucoccidiorida; Eimeriidae. The transcript is spliced from 21 exons. The record is from RefSeq and is a predicted model, not a curated record. Gene Ontology annotation, molecular function: RNA binding; ATP binding; RNA helicase activity. Gene Ontology annotation, biological process: mRNA splicing, via spliceosome.